This is a messenger RNA of Lolium perenne, 342 nucleotides long. NCBI's taxonomy places the organism in Eukaryota, Viridiplantae, Streptophyta, Magnoliopsida, Poales, Poaceae. The record is from RefSeq and is a predicted model, not a curated record.
AUGACCAUGAGAGGCGGGGCGAAGCUGCUAGGGGCGCUGCUGCUGAUGCUGCUCUGCGUGUCCGCGCACUUCCAGGGCGCCUGGAGCGCCGGCGGAGGCGGUGGGAGAGGAGGAGGCGGUGGCGGUGGCGGUGGCGGCGGAAGGGGCGCCGGUGGUGGGUCGAGAAGCGUCAGGACAGGUACCGGCUCUGUCCGUCCUGGUACGGGUGCGGCGGCCACACAAGGAAACUACGCGACGCGGUCGCCAGGGCAGAGCGCCGCAGGCGACCCGCAUGGUCGCAGCGUCUGGAUCACGGCCGGUGCCGCCGCCGGCGUUGCGGCCGCUGCGCUCGUGUGGCGCUGA